Molecule: messenger RNA, 750 nt
Organism: Penicillium riverlandense
Lineage: Eukaryota; Fungi; Ascomycota; Eurotiomycetes; Eurotiales; Aspergillaceae
Exons: 1
Coding region: 1-750 (249 amino acids)
Source: RefSeq, a predicted model, not a curated record
AUGGCCACACACGCAGACUCUUACGGCCACCUGCCUUCCACACGCCAAAGUCGAAUGAAGAUCGACUCGCUGCUGAAUCCGAACACGGAUGAUGGCGAGUACUCAGCACCUUCUUCGUCGCAUAGCCACAACUAUCCCCAACAGUCCCCGGGUUUUCCCUGGUAUAGUCGCUAUCCGGGCUACCAUGACACAAGUCCCGGCGCAGUCUCCACCGCAACGACACACGCGAGCAGCGGCAGCAAUAGCAGCCUGAACCCUCAACAUCACCACCACCACAUGUUCCUAUCCUACCGCCCAUCUGGAUCCGCGCCCUCCUCGCCAGACCCCUACCAGCCGCGCGAGCGGUACGACUCGGUGUCCAGCAGCUCUAGCACCAACGGCACAGACCGACGUCGGCCGCCACGCCCCAAGUACGAGGAGGAAGAAAUGUACUUUAUCUGGUAUCACCGCGUGGACCUAUGCCAGGAAUGGAAGGAAGUGCGCGAGAGCUUCAAUCGUCAAUUCCCCAACCGCCAGCGCCGCGGAUUCCAGGGUAUCCAGUGCAAAUUCUACCGCUUUAUCAAGGAAAAGCAGUGUCCCACUCUGCGCGAGCAACGCCGCAUGCGCGAUGGCGAGUUUCUGCGUGAGGGCGCCAGUUUGUCCUCGGCGGAGUCAAAUGCGCCGCGCUUCGGUGUCCUCGAAUGGGGCAAAGUCUGGUAUCCGUGGAUGCGUGAGAGCCACGAUGAGGUUAUGCGACACAAUAUGUCAUGA